Messenger RNA from Manis pentadactyla (Chinese pangolin), 705 nucleotides. Its product is annotated as probable inactive serine protease 58. Bases 1 to 705 code for a protein of 234 amino acids. Gene Ontology annotation, biological process: proteolysis. The transcript has 5 exons. Gene Ontology annotation, molecular function: serine-type endopeptidase activity. The record is from RefSeq and is a predicted model, not a curated record. Lineage: Eukaryota; Metazoa; Chordata; Mammalia; Pholidota; Manidae.
AUGGCAAGAGUCACUCUGGCUGGAGAUUCUAACAAUGAUAAAUUGAACUUACCAGAAGAUGUUAUUAUUCCUUACAUGGUCUAUCUGCAGUCCAGCCCAGAACCCUGUGUGGGGUCACUCAUUCACCCCGAGUGGGUACUGACAGCGGCUCACUGCCCCUUGCCCGUAAAAAUCCGGCUGGGAGUUUAUCAACUCAGCAUCAAAAAUAAGAAAGAGCAGAUAUGCAACUACUCAUUGACUGUGCCCUACCCUGGAUUCAAUGCACUAUCUCUGGAAAAUGACCUGAUGAUGAUAAAACUGUCCAAGGCAGCUGCACUCAACGCCCACGUGGGAACUGUAGCCAUAGGGCUGGAACCCUUAGCGUCCAAUGAUUCCUGCUUUAUCCCCACCUGGACCUGGAAUCAAUACAAAAACCUAAGCGACCCUGACCUCCUGACUUGGAUAAACCAACAUUCUCUUCCCGUCAGUGACCGCCAGAAUAUGCUUGCCCAAAGAAUGGCAGUAGUAAACAUCGUGUGGGUGGGACAACCUCUCAACAGCUUCUCUGAAACUCAGGAGGUUGCUGCUGCUCCAGCCAUCUGUGGUGGGAGGUUGCAUGGAAUCUUGUCCUGGGCCAAUGGAAGUGUCACCUUGGGAAGUGAAGGGUUCUUCACAGAAGUUCGUCACUACACAAGAUGGAUUAUGAAAGUCAUUAAUACCUACUGA